UUCUGACACAGGUGUUAAAUAAAAUAGCUUAAAGCUUAUUUUUUUUGUUUUAAGAUAAAAGUCUGAAUUCAUGCAAAAGAUAAUAGUUGAAUCAAUAUUAAAUGAAUACAUGUAAAUUAGUUAACUGCAAGAAACAUCAAUGUUGCUCCACCUCUAGUGCCCUAUGUGCUCAGUAGCUAUAAUAAUAAUACUAACAACAACACUUCAAACUGCAUCGCAAUCGAACGCGGCAAUCCAAAGAUGACACUGACCGUGUGUGUCAGUGAUUAUUGGCAGCAUCGCCAUUACUUUAAUCAACAGCCGGCUAACAGUCCAGUGCGUCGACUGUCCCUGCAACUGGACGCCAUCACUGCCAACUAUUUGCUACGCGAGCUGCUCCAGCAAAAAGUGCUCGCCCAGAAGCUGCAGCAGAACGAUGGUGUGGAGCUGCUGUGGCUGGCAUUGUCGCCCCCAGAGCGAGACACCAUCGACUACAAAUGGGGCGAGAUGUUGAGGCAUACGAUAUGGGAGCAUGUCGAGGUCGAGCAUCUAAUGUCCUGGCUCUCGACGCUGGGCGGCGGCUUCUCAGCCCUGGGCGAACAGUUCGAGCGAUGCGCGGAGACAGCGGGCAAAAUCUCGCUGCAACAGCUGACAAUCGGUCUGCGCCUGGGAGAUCCUUUUCUGCAGGCUCGCUGCAAACUCUACUACAGCAUAUCGUUAAUACAGCGCGGCCAAUUGCGUCAGGCGAAGCAUUUGAUACGCAGCCAGCAUCGUUUUGCACUCCAAUUCAAGGAGUACGAUCAACGUUUGAUGCGCAUGUGCCUCGGCAUCUGGUUGCGACUGCGCUUUGAGUAUGAGGAGCGGCGGAGUAGGCGUUGCCGUCAAUCCGCUGGACACAGUCAGUGAUAAACUCUUAUAUUUUUCGUUUAGGUUUUUUUUAUGCAGAAAGUUAGAGAGAGAGCGAACAAUUGUUUGAUGUUUUUUAGUCGUUUUAAGCUGAAAUAUAUACACAAUUCUAUAGAUA
Messenger RNA from Drosophila albomicans, 1003 nucleotides. RefSeq lists its product as uncharacterized. The record is from RefSeq and is a predicted model, not a curated record. The transcript has 2 exons. Bases 241 to 885 code for a protein of 214 amino acids. Lineage: Eukaryota; Metazoa; Arthropoda; Insecta; Diptera; Drosophilidae.